Ramularia collo-cygni is the source of this 1122-nucleotide messenger RNA. Its product is annotated as related to hydrolase. Gene Ontology annotation, molecular function: hydrolase activity. NCBI's taxonomy places the organism in Eukaryota, Fungi, Ascomycota, Dothideomycetes, Mycosphaerellales, Mycosphaerellaceae. The record is from RefSeq and is a predicted model, not a curated record. The transcript has 4 exons. The coding region runs from base 1 to 1122 and encodes 373 amino acids.
AUGAUCAUUCAGAUCGGCCUAUUYCKCACAACACUAGUCGGUAUCAAGGCAUUGCCAUUUCUUCUUCUGCGACUGCCAAAACAGCUGAUCAAGGAGCGGUACUUCACCAAGAAAGAACACCAACCUCCGUUUGUGAAGGGUGCGACAUUGUUUCAAGAUGUGGUAGUACGCUGCGUACGGUAUGCUUUCUCGGACAUACCAGCAGCAGUAGGCAAAGUUUUCUUCUCAAAAUGGGUUGCAUUGCCAUUUAUCAAAGUCCGCAUGCUGCGCCAUGGCAUUUGGAAGAGCCCGAUCUACUGGCGAGAGGUCAACGAGGAUGGUAGAAAAGGGAUAUACGCAAUCUGCGAUAGUUCAAAACGACCAGACAUAGUACUCUAUUACUGUCAUGGCGGCGGCUUCUCCAUGGGCUCUUCGUUCUUCUAUCUCGAGUUCCUACUCGUCUGGCUGACACUUCUCAAGCAAGCCGGCUACUCGAAUCCCGCCCUGUUCGCAUUGGAAUACACACUUGUUCCCGAAGCUACAUACCCCACCCAAGUACAAGAGGCGCUGGCUGGCUACAAAUAUGUCCUGUCACUCGUUGAUGACCCUUCUAGGAUCGUUGUAAGUGGCGACUCAGCAGGUGCCACGCUUAUCUUGAGCCUCAUGCUCUGCGUCUCUGGCUACUCAUCUUUGAAGAACAAGAUGCCCGGUGUCGCCAUUGUCAUCUCCCCUUGGGCUACCAUCAUCUCGCCGAAAAACAGAAACACCCGGUCAGAUUAUCUCAACGCGGAGAGUCUACAUCUUUACGGUACACAAUACAUUGGCAAGAAUGGCUCUCAAGACAAUGCACUCGUGUCGCCUGGCCGCUGUCAUGACCUGACAUGGUGGCGAAGAGCAUCCCCCAGUCAGGGCUGGUACUUUAUCUAUGGCGAGGAAGAGGUCUUCGCGCCCGAGACGAAAGAGCUCAUCACUCGAUUGAAAAAGGCAGAUCUCCGAGUGGAGGAAUAUGAAGAACCCGCGGGAAUCCAUGCUUUCCCCAUCACAAAGCUAUUCCUCUGUAAUACGCAGGAGGAGAGACAUAGCGGGCUGAAACGAGUUGUAGAUGUCAUUGCCAGUCGGAUUGAGAUAGGGAAAGCAAAGUGA